AAGCAAAGACACUCGGACAACAGCUAAACACACAAGAAAAAAACCAUGUCUCCGUUCUCUCUCAUUUUGGUAACCAUAGCCAUAGCUAUCUUUGUAUAUUACCUCCUAAACCUUCGUACCCGUAGUAGUAGAGGUCUUCCUCUUCCACCAGGUCCAAAACCAUGGCCCAUCAUUGGAAACUUGCCUCACUUGGGCACAGUACCUCACCACUCUCUAGCAGACAUGGCUCGAACCUAUGGUCCUCUCAUGCACCUCCGUCUAGGCUUUGUUGAUGUUGUCGUGGCGGCCUCGGCUUCUGUUGCUGCACAGUUCUUGAAAGCCCAUGAUGCAAAUUUUUCAAGCAGACCACCAAACUCGGGUGCUAAGCAUAUUGCGUAUAACUAUCAAGACCUUGUGUUUGCACCGUACGGCUCGCGUUGGCGCAUGCUAAGGAAGAUCAGCUCAGUUCAUUUGUUCUCUGGAAAAGCCUUGGAUGAUUUUAGACAUGUUCGCCAGGAAGAGGUGGCAGUGUUGAUACGUGCUAUAGCAAAUGAAAAGUCGAAGCUCGUGAAUUUAGGACAAUUGCUCAAUGUAUGUACCGUAAACGCCCUAGGGCGGGUGAUGCUAGGGCGGAGGGUUUUCGGUGAUGGUAGUGGUGGUGGUGAUGCCAAGGCAGAUGAAUUCAAAUCAAUGGUGGUGGAGGUGAUGGUGUUGGCUGGAGUGUUCAACAUAGGUGACUUUAUUCCAGCAUUGGAGUGGCUAGACUUACAAGGGGUAGCAGCUAAGAUGAAGAAGCUACACAAGAGGUUUGAUGCAUUCUUGACCACAAUUGUUGAGGAGCACAAGACUAACACUGGUGGCCAGCACAAGGACAUGUUGAGUACCUUGCUUUCAUUGAAAGAGGUUGCUCACGAUGAGGGAGAGAAGCUCACAGACACAGAGAUCAAAGCCUUGCUUUUGAAUAUGUUCACAGCAGGCACUGACACGUCAUCUAGCACAGUGGAAUGGGCCAUAGCCGAACUCAUCCGACACCCUAAGAUCCUGGCCCAAGUCCAACAAGAGCUUGACUCCGUUGUGGGCCGAGACCGGCUCGUAGGUGAAUUAGACCUAGCCCAACUCACUUACCUCCAGGCUGUGGUCAAGGAAACCUUCCGGCUCCACCCUUCAACCCCGCUCUCUCUACCACGCAUGGCAGCUGAAAGUUGUGAAAUCGAUGGCUACCACAUUCCAAAGGGCUCCACUCUUUUAGUCAAUGUUUGGGCCAUAUCUCGUGAUCCAAAACAAUGGACCAACCCAUUAGAGUUUAGGCCCGAACGCUUCCUACCGGGUAGCAAAAAGGCCCAUGUUGAUAUUAAGGGAAAUGACUUUGAAGUCAUACCAUUUGGUGCUGGGCGUAGAAUAUGUGCUGGGAUGAGCUUAGGUUUACGCAUGGUUCAACUAUUAACUGCAACCUUAAUUCAUGCAUAUGAUUGGGACCUGCCUGAUGGAUUGAUGCCUGAGAAACUGAACAUGGAAGAGGCAUAUGGGCUGACCUUGCAGCGAGCCGCGCCCUUGAUGGUGCACCCUCGGCCGAGGCUCUCCUCACACGUCUAUCGGGCAUCCUCUUGAAAGAAUUUUAAUAUAUAACAAAAAAUUGGACCUUGUACGUUUUUUUUUUUUUUUUUUUUCAAUGCGACAUUUGGUUAAGUAGGUGGUUGAUUUGCACAAAUCAGUGCCACCAAGGUUUAUUUAUCUUAGUUUUCCAUGAUGGUUUUGUGUGAUCAGUGUAUAUGAAUUAUGAAAUAACUCAAUAAAUACUUAGUCAACAUCCUAGUGCA
Molecule: messenger RNA, 1796 nt
Organism: Quercus robur (English oak)
Lineage: Eukaryota; Viridiplantae; Streptophyta; Magnoliopsida; Fagales; Fagaceae
Product: flavonoid 3'-monooxygenase
Exons: 3
Coding region: 46-1587 (513 amino acids)
Molecular function (GO): monooxygenase activity; heme binding; oxidoreductase activity, acting on paired donors, with incorporation or reduction of molecular oxygen
Source: RefSeq, a predicted model, not a curated record